GGGACCAGCCACAGCGGCUCCUGCGCAGAACCAGGGGACGGGGCGGGGGAAAGUUGGAGCCAAAUUUUACAGAAAAGUGCCUCGAUGUUUGCGCACGAAGAUUUUUGCACCUAAAAGUUUAUAGGAUUUACAACUUGAACAUCGGAAAAGGUGCUGAAAUGGAUUCAAAUGAAGAGCAGAACAAUAACUCUGCAAAUGGAACAGCUCAGCAGAACAGUGGGACGUCCCGCACUGCUCAAAUCGCCCACAUGUCUCUGUAUGAGCGGCAGGCUGUUCAGGCUCUCCAGGCUCUACAGCGACAGCCCAAUGCCGCUCAGUACUUUCAACAGCUCAUGCUCCAGCAGCAGAUCAGCAGUGCCCAGCUACAAAACCUGGCAGCUGUUCAACAGGCCACGCUCGCUGCAAGUCGGCAGUCCAAUACUCCAAGUAACAGCGGCUCACAGACAGCUUCAACAGUCAACCUCAGCACCACUUCUGCAGGAGGGACCACCCCACGCCCCCACGGCCCCCCGACCUCCGCCACAACUACAGCCCUGAACCAGUCUGUCCUCAUCGGGGGGAACUCCACCGGCCAAGGACAGAUGUAUUUGAGAGUGAACCGGUCCCUCCGCGCUCCUCUGGCCUCUCAGUUCAUCUUUAUGCCUGGAGGAACUGCCACCGCAACCGUGGCAACAGUGACUCAGGCUCAGCCGCAGCAGCCGCACGAAGCUGCUCCUGCGAACGGAGGAAACCAGACGGACAACGACCAGGUCCAGAACCUCGCUCUCCACCACGCAUCCACUCCACGAACAUUAGCAGUGAAAUCUGAGCUUCCCGAGAGGAAAGAUUGCUUCAGCCAACAGCAGAACUUUGGACAGCCUCAACAGCAACAAGUUCAACCCCAACAACAAGCAACAAAACCGUUUAACCAACAACCCAAUAUUUCUGUCAAGACCGGAAACGCAGCGGCCAUGACAGUGACCCCAGCAGCAUCAGUAGCCCCCUCUCCCUCCUCCUCCGCUCUCCCCCUCUCCCAGCUCCUCCUUUCACCCUCGUCUACCCCAGUCAUUUUAGUCCCUACGUCCAGCGUUACUACCUCUUCUCAGGGUUACCCCAUAGCCUCGGUAACCCCAAAAACCAAUAUGAACACCCAAACUUUAGUAGUUCAACCUUUGCAACAAGCUAACGCCACUUCCGAUAAAGGUCCAGUGCCUAUACAACCCAAAACUCCUCAAGGUCAUCGUUUGCCAGUGCAGUUGCCCCCACCGCGACUGCCCACCCCCAUCCUGCCCGCUCCUCCCUCCAGCGGGGGCGCCACAGGGGGGCAGGGCGCGCCUCACGUCCCGGUGCAGUUGGUGGGGGCCAGGCAGAACACAGGGGGCGGGGCCCAAGCGGUGGCUCUAGCUCAAGUGAGAAGUAACACAGUCCAAGAGCAGACAGCGGGGACGGCCAGUGUCUCCAACAACAACAAUGUGACUAAUAUGACUAAACCUGUAUCUGGGUCUCUGAAGAGGAAGUCCGACUGUGACGCUCCCAGUGACAUCACAUCUGAACCUCUCGAGUCUUUGUCAAUGAAAGACGCCGCUCCUCCUCUGUCUCCUGCUCCAAAGGACUCAGCACCCCCUGCUGUUGCCGCCUUCUCGUCUCCCCCCACUCUGUCCCUGCCUCCCCCACUGUCCAGAGUGGGACUGGGGGACAAAGAGCGUCCUCCUCUUCCUCAGGCUGUGGUCAAACCUCAGGUCCUCACUCACCUCAUCGAGGGCUUUGUGAUCCAGGAGGGAGCUGAACCUUUCCCUGUUGCUGGACUCUUUAAAGACCGAGACUUCUCCCUCAUGGCGCUGUCAGAGAACGGACCAGCCUUGCUGAAGUGUGAAUACUGUGGAAACCUCGCUCCUGCCAGUCAGUUCAGAGGCUCCAAGAGAUUCUGUUCAAAUACAUGCGCCAAAAGGUAUAAUGUGAGCUGCAGUCAGCAUUUCAGGAUCAGUCGAGGGAGGAGCGGAGCAGGACUGACACCAGAGGGCGCCAGACGCAGAGGAGCCCCACGCCGCAGCAUCUCGGACACCAGAGCCAACAGAGUCUCAAACAGACACCUGCCCAUCAAGUGUCACUCAGAGUCGAGUCACUCUGAGGAGGUGUCCAGUGAUGGAGAGGACGACUCUGCCUCUUUGUCUCCCACCUCCUCGCGCUCCGGCUCCAGAGCUGAGGCCCCACAGUCCGACUGCUCUGCCCCGGGAUCGGUGCCUCUGGACGGGGGAAGCUUUCUGUCGUCUACCCCGGCGCAGUGGAGCGUGGAGGAGGUCUGCCGCUUCAUCUCCUCUCUACAAGGCUGUGAGGAACUGGCGGCUCACUUUUUGUCCCAGGAGAUCGACGGUCAGGCGCUGCUGCUGCUGCGCGAGGACCACCUCAUCUCCACCAUGAACAUAAAACUGGGCCCCGCGCUCAAGAUCUGUGCCUCCAUCAACAGCCUGCGCGAGUAACCCGGGUGAUAAUCCAAACGUAUCAUUUAAGGAGUGUUGAAUGUACAAGUUUACCUUUUACCACUGCAAAAACAUACUUGAAUUCAGAAUAUGAAUUUGAAAUGGUGCUCGUAGUAUCUAUACCCUACCUUUAAAUCACAACUGAACCCGGGUUGCCAGUUCCUAAACUACAAAUAGACGACACAUACAAGUUUUACCUGUUUAUAUGGACAGGCGUUUCCUCUUUUUCUCUGUGUUACUACUACUGGAGGCUCUACUUACGCUAUUUAAUCAUUGGCUACAGGUGCUGAGGAUUCAGAUCAGAGAGAGCCCUUUUCGUUUUUUUUCCAGCUGGUUUUAGUCGUAGGAUCUGGCAACCCAAGUGAGAGAACUAUGUGUGGUUCAUUCGGCUUUUUUAUUGGACAAUCGGCUUGAGAACCAAAACACAAAAAUCUUGGCUUUUGUAAUUAAAAUAAAUAAAAUCAGAAUACAAUUUGAAUGUGUUAUCCAUGUCUGCAGGCAACAAGUUCAGUACUGUUUAUGAAAUAUUCAAGAAAAAUCCUACAUACCCUACCUUUUUAAGUAAAAAAUAUACAUAUAAAUCUUGUAUCACUGGCAUUUUUUUUGUCAAAAUUACCAAAAAAUCUAUUUGUUUAAAAAAAUAAUAAAGCGUACUCGAUAAAUCUCAAAUUAUCAGCUGACCAAUUCACAAAUUCUGAAUUCAAGCCAGUUUCCCUCAUAUAAAUGUAUUUUUUGCAGUGUAAACCCUGAAUGUGCAAACUCAUGUUACAAGAAAAACACAAAAGUAUUUUAAAUAUCGACUGACUACAGAAAGUAUUCACGUUUACACCCAAAGGUUCAGUCACUUCUCGACAUUUUCACUCAGUGCUUUAACUUGAGCUGAUCCAUGAAACUAUUGUAAAGUGUUUCUAGACUCAAAGUUUAGCUGUUUUAAUCCAGGAGGAAUCAUAAGACUAGACCUGGUUUAUAAAGUAGAUAGUUUUUACACUUUGAAAAUCUAGUUUUGUACUUCUAUGUUUUUUACAAAUGUAUUUUUCCACAGUUUUACACUAAAGCUCUAAGAACUUAAAAGAUGCACUAUGAAACAUUUCUGGCGAGUUUACCACCUCCUUGUUUCCCUGGAGAUGUUACUGCUUUGUGUUAAAAUUCUACACAUCCAAGUAAUGCCACCAGGACAAGUUACAGGUCAGAUCUGCGGACGGGCAAGCCAGCUCAUAGAAAGAUUACAGGAUUUUCAAGGUAUUUUUUUUUAGCAACAAAAUCUAUAAUUGAACACAUGCAAAACAAGUUUAAUGCUAUACUCUGAAACAUUACAAAGCAAUAACGUCUCCCAAGAAUGUGGCGGAAUCCCCCUCCAGAAAAGUUCCAUCGUGCAGCUUUAACCCACGUUUGCCUGAAAGAAGUGUGUAUAUGGAGGUUCUCUGUGUACCUGUAUGCAGUACUGCCAAUAAACUUGACCAAACUUCA
Messenger RNA from Periophthalmus magnuspinnatus, 3923 nucleotides. RefSeq names its product polyhomeotic homolog 1 (gene phc1). Gene Ontology annotation, molecular function: zinc ion binding; protein binding. Bases 159 to 2456 code for a protein of 765 amino acids. Gene Ontology annotation, cellular component: nucleus; PRC1 complex. The transcript has 14 exons. NCBI's taxonomy places the organism in Eukaryota, Metazoa, Chordata, Actinopteri, Gobiiformes, Gobiidae. The record is from RefSeq and is a predicted model, not a curated record.